Anastrepha ludens (Mexican fruit fly) is the source of this 843-nucleotide messenger RNA. RefSeq lists its product as uncharacterized. Lineage: Eukaryota; Metazoa; Arthropoda; Insecta; Diptera; Tephritidae. The transcript is spliced from 3 exons. The record is from RefSeq and is a predicted model, not a curated record. Bases 277 to 843 code for a protein of 188 amino acids.
CAGAAAAGUUACACAUUUUGAUAUCGCUGGACUAUUUACUAAGGCUUAUUUGAGGGUUCAAACUGGAGAAAUUGCAAUAAAUGGUUUUAAAGCCACGGGGAUUUAUCCGUUUGACAAACAUAUUUUCACAGAUUCAGAUUUUAUAGCUGGGAACUCAUCAUCAUCAGGUACAAUUCAGUUUUAAAUAUAAAAAAUCUUGCUAGAUAUAUUGUCUUCUCAGAGGAUCCAGUUGAAACCAUAAAUUCAACGACAGAAGAAACCCCAAGCGCAUCAGCCAUGGAAAUUGAGCCUGAAAUUCAAGCAAGCACAAGCCGAGGACUCGUUACUCCCUGGGAAAUAUCUCCACCACCAAAGCUACGAGAUCCUCCACCUAAUCGGAAAGGCCGGAAAACAAAGGCAACUGUUUUAACAACUUCGCCUUAUAAGUGUAAUUUGUUACAGAGCAUUGAAAGCAUUAACAGGAAACGCAAUGCUCCGGUUAAUCCAUCCCCAAAACCCUCUAAUAAAAAAAAUAUUUCUACCAAAUCGUUUGUUGACUCGCAUUCAAGUGACAGUGAAGAGGAGUUUCCAGAUGUUCCACCAACAAAAGAAUCUGCUGCCAACAAAACCAACUACUGUGGCAAAAUUUAUGGGCAGGAUAUAAUAAUGAAGCCUUGGACCUCUUGUCUGCAAUGCGAACAAAUUUGGGCCCACGAAAAGUGUAUUCCCAAUCGAAGUGCUAUUUUUCUUUGCGAUUCUUUGUGGCAAAUGGAAGUGGUGGUUGACGACGGUGGCUGUGGCUGUGACUGUGGCAGUGUGGUGGCAGGCAAACAAAGCGUGCAGCAACAACAGCAGCGACAAUAG